UGCAAGCGUCAUCAGGCAGGCCGGGUCAAUAACAAUCGGGCAGGUAGUACAGGGGGUCAGGCAGAGAAUGGUCGGUGGUCACAAGCCAGGAUAAAACAGGAGAAGUCAGCAGAGGUCCUGGAUCAGGCAGGGUCAGCACGAAUCAGACAGGGACAGGACAAAGGAUGCAUGGAUAUAAGAUACAGGGCCCAGGAAAAAAAACACACACCAAGGCAGAGAAACUGCAGGUCUGGCCAUCCCUUAAAUACACCUGCAUAAUCAACUUCAGUGUUAGUGGCUUUUUUUUUUAGACAGGUUGAGUCUCUCUUGAUUGCUGGGAGCACCGCUGGCCAGCCCUUGUACGGC
This is a messenger RNA of Staurois parvus, 345 nucleotides long. The record is from the annotation of a GenBank genome assembly. Lineage: Eukaryota; Metazoa; Chordata; Amphibia; Anura; Ranidae.